Messenger RNA from Hydractinia symbiolongicarpus, 11648 nucleotides. RefSeq lists its product as uncharacterized. Gene Ontology annotation, molecular function: calcium-dependent phospholipid binding; calcium ion binding. Lineage: Eukaryota; Metazoa; Cnidaria; Hydrozoa; Anthoathecata; Hydractiniidae. The record is from RefSeq and is a predicted model, not a curated record. Bases 7391 to 11341 code for a protein of 1316 amino acids. The transcript has 32 exons. Gene Ontology annotation, cellular component: cytoplasm.
UAAUUCGUAUCAAAAACUUUGUAUAUAUCAAUUUAUUAAAUCUUUCGUAUCAUUUUAUUUUUAAUACGAACUUUUUCGUAUCAUCAAAAUUACAAGUUCGUAUAAAGUUCGAAUCAUUUAAAAUAAACUUUGUAUGUAGUUCGUAUCUUUUUUAAAGAAGUCCAUAUAAUAGUUUGCUAAUACGAAGUUCGUUUAUUAUAAUUGGACUAUUAUCUAUAGUCUUAAUAUUGAAAUUUUUUCAACAAUUAUAAAGUUCGUUUCGUUAUAAGAACUUUGUUUAUUUUAAUUGGAUUUAUUAUUUAAGAUCUUUAGGGAUCGUCUCCACGGCAUUGUAGAAAGCGAAAAGAUCGCCAUAGAUCGUUUAAAAAUCAUGAAAACGGCAUUGUAGAAGCUUAGAGAUCGCCAUAGAUCAAACAUGAAAACGUGAUCGUAGAAAACGAAAAGAUCGCCGUAUAUUGUUUAAAAAUCAUAAAAACAGCAUCGUAGAAGCUAAGAGAUGGCCGUAGAUUGUUUAAAAAUCAUGAAAACAGGAUCGUAGAAUACGAAAAGAUCACCCUAUAUUGUUUAAAAAUCAUAAAAACGGCAUCGUAGAAGCUAAGAGACCGCCGUAGAUUAUUAAAAAAUCAUGAAAACAGGAUCGUAGAAAACGAAAAGAUCGCCGUAUAUCGUUUAAAAAAUCAUAAAAAUGGGAUCUUAGAAAACGAAAAGAUCGCCAUAUGUCGUUUAAAAAUCAUAAAAACAGGAUCGUAGAAAAUCAAAAGAUCGCCGUAGAUCGUUUAAAAAUCAUGAAAACGGGAUCGUGGAAAACAGAAAGUUUAAAGUUCGUAUAUAUUAUUUCUUUUCGUAUUUAAAAAAAAUUUGUUUAAUUAUUUUGUUUCUGGUUUCGUAUUGUAAUAAUUAUGUGCAAUUACGCCGGUACUUUUGAAGUUUGUUUCAAGAUCGUAUAGCAAUUUACUUUGUUCAAAGUUCGUAUCAUUUCAUUUUGUAUGAUAAAAAACUUCGUUUAAGUUCGUAUCAUAUAUUAAAAAAGAUUGUAUAAACUUCGUUUACAUUUUUUAUUUUAAACAAAGCACUUCGUAUGACAUUCGUUUAACAAAACGAAGUACUUCGUAGCGUUCGUAUAAUUAUACGAAAAAAACAUACAAACAUUUUGAGACAAUCCCUUAGCUGCUUUCAGACUCUGUUUUGAUAACAAUAACGGUAAUUCAUAAUCGACAGCAUCAGUAAGAAAAUUGGCUUGCAUUCCAUUUAUAUUAACAGGGAUAUUAAAUUGUUUAACUGAGGGGAAGCUUCUGUUGAUCUUCUAUCUAGGCGAUUACUAAUAAGAAUCAUUUGGUGGCGGGGUUUUAAUUGUGUUGAACCAGUAUCAUUGGUAAUUCGUUGUGUUUAGUUAAAGUGGUGUGCCAUAGUGUUGAGUUGAAUCAAUCACACUAAUUUAGCGUUGCAUUAUACACAGGAAAGAACUAUUGCGAAGAUAACCUACAGGUUAGUCUUACAUAUAUAUAUUCCUAAUUAACAGGUUCCACCUGGCCCAAAUUUAAAGGACUUGUUACUCUUACUUUCAGCUAAAGCUGUCCCUUCUGGCAAAGUAUCUAUGUAACAGUCAAGCUAAUUUUUACCACAAACUGUCAUUGAACAUCCUGAGUCUAGUAGAGCACAAUUCAAAGACUCAGACACGACUUGCUCCAUAAAGCAUUGUUCCACACCCUUUGCAAAAAACUGCACAUGUACUUCAUUCUGUCCUUUGCUUCCUUUAUUCUUAUCAGAAAUGUCAUUCAUGAAAUGCAUUAUAGAUUUGCAAUAGUGACAUUGCAAUGGAUGUCCAUCAGGACCAUUAGGGUUAUACUGGCUUCUUUUAGCACUGAAAUAUUUACCGCCUCUGCCACGUCUACGAGAGUUCAAAUUGUUAAAAUGUCGUCUGUCAAACACUUGGCCAUAUAAUACUUCUUGCUCAACACCAAUAUCAUUACUGUCUCUACUACUUUCACUUUGAGCAUAUUGAUCAUAAAUGGCUUUUAUCUGUUUUUCAUAGAGUCAUACGUGAGGAAAGAAGCCAUAGCACGUGUUAGUUCACGUGUAGCUUUCGCUAAAUCUGCAUUUUUUAGUAGUUGAUAUGCAAGAACUGCAGUUGGUAACUCAUUUUUGAAACUCUUAAGUUUUUGAUUCAGCUGUUUAAAUUCAUUUACAUAAUCACCAAUCAACAUUGUCUUGGAACGGUGAAAGGUCUAAAAUUUUUCGUAAGCAUCGAACAUUGCCUAAUCUUCAGUAAUACAAUAAAGUUCUUUUAAUUUAGUAAAGGGGAACUGCACGCAAAAAUUAUAUUGUUACUACUACCAUAAGAAAACGAAUUGAACUAGUUUUAAUGUUUCAUAUGACUUCCAAGUGUCAACAAUACGAACCUUAUCAUCCCAAAAUACAGCUAGAAAUCCGUACCCCCAAUUCCGUAAAAAAAAAUGAGACAAAUGUGAUGUGUGACGUUGCAAACUGCGGAAAGCGCAAUUCUAUGCAGUGGCUGGUUUAUUAAAACAACAAAUUUUUAAAUCGUUUAUAGUUUUAAUAAAAUAUAUCUUAUAUACCUACUAGCAAUUCCUUCUUAUUUUAUGCUAAAUAUGCCAAGUUGCUCAGCUUUCGGUGGAACUAGUCACUACACGUUUAAGAAAGACCUUAGUUUUCAUAAGAUACCUUUAGAAAAUUUGAACAGCACACUUCUUAAAAAAUGAUUGCAAGCGAUUGAAAGAGAAGGGUCUUUACCAAAAGAUUCUGGUUUUAAAUCUGCUCAAAACACUUCACUGACGAUUGUUUCCAGAGGGAUAUGAUAGUAAGACAAAGUUCAUGUGGAUUUCUUGAAUGCAAAAAAUAAAGUUUUCUUUGUAUUUGCGUAUAUUCGCUGGUCAUUAAAUCCACGCCAUUGCAUAAUUUAAGUUCACUUUUAUUUUACUAAUAUUCUUUUACUCGUUUGUUCCCUUUUUCCAUUUUUAAAUUUAUAAAUUUAAUACUUUAAAGUUAAAUUUUCAUCCUGCUCGGCAAAUUUUUGUUGUUUUUGUUUUGCGCGAAUAAAAAUCUAAUUUCUGACAGGGAUUAAACAUAUUACUUUGCUAGAGUGAGCUAAUGGGUGAACCAACAUUUCGAACAUUACACGAAAGUAAAGCAUUUUCUGGAAAUAGUGUUCUUGUUCCUGUUGCUGUCCCGACGAUUUUUGUAUUUACUUCAGAGACUAAAAAAAUUGUCCCUUACCUCCUGAAUUAUUUCUCAUUUAAUAUGCAAACUUUCCAAGGUGAGGUCUAUCACACAAAAGAAUUAAAAAAAAGAAUGGGCUACUGUUCUCCUUUGUCCAUACAAUUUCAUUUUUUAAAAUUUCAUUUUUUAAAAUUAUAACGGUUUAUCAACAGGAGAGGGACAAUGCAUCAAAAGUCUUUCAAAGAAGCAUCAAAGUUUUUUUAUGAAGACUGUUUGUUCGUUUGAGGAAAAUUGUUGGUUAUCGUUGUUUUUUGACAAACAAGAAAGGUUUAUUUUUGGUAUAUACUUAGUUAUUUUGGUUCUUGUUUAUUGAAAAAUAAGUUACAACAAAUCGUAAUGUCUCCUCUUCUUUUCAAUGUGUUUUCUUGGAGGCCUCUCUGCGGUUUGCUACUUGUCGCACUUUGCAACGUCAUUUUUGUUACUAUUUCCAGUCUUCUUGUUUUUACGCGGUCCGUUGAAAAAAGGCAUAUUUCUGGCAAAGAAAUUGUUUUUAUUGAGGUAAAAACAGACAUAAUUAAGUUGUACUUUUAUUGCCCAUUUUUGACAAUAUAUCAAAAAAUAAUUUUUGCGUGUAGUUCCCCUUUAACAAGUUUAUUUAAACCAUCUUUAAACAAUUCUUCUUUCGUUAAGGCUGAACAUGCCUGACGUACGAAUUUAAACUUAAAUAAACAACUAGCCCUUGUUUCUUCUUUGGAAGUUCUGUAACUACUUCCCAUAUUUCCAGAUCAUGUACCCAUGGAUCAAAAUCCUCAACUUCAGAAAAUUGGAGCAAUCCAUACUUUUGUUCCAGUUGCCCUCUUCUUAACUAGCCUUUGCUACCAGAAUGUAAACAGAUCUUUAUUCUUAAUUAUGGCAUAAAGCCGUACAUCUAAACUUAAGAGAUAAUGAACAUAAUGACAAAUUUUAGUGGCGAAAGUGAAAGAUUUUAAGUACCCGCUAACUGGGGAAUAUGUAGAUGACUUUGAAAAUAUCUUUGAAAUGUUGGGGAUCGAAAAAGACAAGAAUGGCGAAGAUGAAGAUGAAGAGCAUGAGAUUAAAGAUGUGGAAUUUUUAGCUUUAAUAUAUAUAAAAUAUUGCUUGUAAGGACUUUUUUUGAUUCAUUAGAAAGAAGAAAAGAACACUUCAUCUCUCUGUUUUAUGUUUUGUUGACCGCUUUAUAGAUUAAAAAGAAGAUCUUGAAAUCAUAUAAUUAUAUUUUUGAACAGCAUUUUGCAAAAUAUACAUAUAAGAAAAGAUGCGUUUAAACAUACAGAUGUUUUUUUCAACGUGAACCAUAAUUAACGGAAGAGAAAUCUAUGCAGGUAUGAAAUUAAGAUGGUUUUAAUAAUGCGAAAUUUUCAAUUUUGGGCUAAUUAUUUGACUGGUUAUUUUCGUGUAAUAAGGUAAUAUUGAUAAAAUCAGGACAGUUUGUUGCAUUUUGGUAAACCUUGGUGAUGGAAUUAUCUACAAUGAAAAAGAAGAUCAAUAACCAAUUGAAAAAUGGUAAUUAAUUAAACGGUUAUUUAUGUAGCCACAAAUACGAAAAAACAUUAAAAUGAAUGGCAUAUUUUCUGCGAGAAUACAAUUUCACUAAAAAAAAUUAUGACAAAACUUGUUAGUGUUAAACUAACCUAGUCAGGGUAUGUACCAACAAGUUAUUGAAACUGUAUUAUUUAGCAAGUAAGUAAGAAAAAAUAGGUAAAAAAUUAAUGUAUAAAACAAAAAUAGUCUUGCUGAAAAAUUAUUGCCAUUUACAUGUGACAGCAUCACAACCAAUCCUAAUUCCUGAUAUACUUACUGAAACAAUAACAAAAUGAAGUUUUAACAGAUAAAUAAGUGGAAGACGCAGAUUAAAUUGCAUCUGAAUUUUUCAAUUUAUGUGUAAGAAGUAUUCUGGUGAGUGCCAUAAAACCCUUUUAAAAAGGUAAGCAUAAAUGUAAUAAAUGUGAUAUCCUUUUUUACCAGCACUUGAUGUAACCACUUUUGUGUCCAGAUAACAAGGUAAAAACUCUCAGCAUCAAAAACGUGCAUCUGCAAUUGUAUUUGUGCAUAAUAACGAUGGUUGGUUUUCAAACAGUCAAGACAGCAGUUGGAAUCUGUUAAUGUAUCUUCCAGCAAUAAGGUGUUUUUAUGGGAAAAUGGCACUUCACCUCAACCGUCACCUUCUCAUUGUGGCAUUGACAAGUAAACAGACCAUCUGCAAAGGCACCAGUUCAAAUGCAAAUACUAUUCCUGAUCCAUUGUUGGUUUCUGUUAAUUGAUAUUUGAUUCUAUGCCAUACAGCUGGCGUAUGAAGUUUGCACAUGUGUAUAUAUUUUGAAACAUAUUCAGGAUAGCCACUUCAGUGUUGGAAACACUGUUACCAAUGUGUUUCUGAAUUUAUAUAUACACCGCAUUGCCUACCCAAUUUCCCUCACAUGGCAUGUUGUCUCUUCUUUUAGGAAAAUUGUUUAUGCUUUAUAAUAUAAGUCCAACAUCAUUUUAUACCUCAGGUUCCCUUUAAAUAUGGGUCGAGCAAACAAGUGUCACUUUAGCAAAAAAAUUAUGUUUAUCAAUCCACCUUUAUAAUAUCUAUACAUUCAUAAAGUUUGAAUGAAAAUCCCUUACAGGUGUAAAAUUAAUGAUGACAGAAAAUGUCAAAAUUUGCUAUUACUUAAAAAUGCAGCAUAAUUAAAUCUGAAAUUCUUUAAAUGUGAAUAUUUUGAGAAUGAAAAGAGCUUUUUAAAUAAUUUUAAAAGUCUUGUUUACGAACUUUUUAUGCUCUAUAUUUUAAGUCCAACAUUAUUUUAUACCUCAGGUUCCUUUUUAUCUUGAGAACCAAAGCUCACAAAUAUAAAAAAAAUAACACAGUUUAUAUUCACAUUAUAACAAACGUUUUAAGUACAACUUAUUAUCAAUUGAUACUUCUUCUUUUUGUAGACUGCACAAAAGCAAUUUUCUAAGUGUACACCAAACUUUGAUAUUUGGCAUCAAAAAGUAUUCUCUAGAACAAGAGUUAAAGUACAAAUUACAAGUUUAAAAGGUUUGUAUAGUCAAAAAUAGUAUAGAAAAUAGUCAAAAUCCAUGAGGUCUAUAGUGUAUCACACCCUAUACACACAUGCCAUGUGUCAUAGUAGCAAGGCUUUAAUUGGGCAACAACAUCAAAGAAUUUGCAAGACAAAAAUUUUAAAUUCAUACACAUCCAUUUUAAGUUCUCCGCAAACAUAACAUUAGCACCUAGCAUUAAAUUGCUUUUUUUCGCAAAAAUAACAUUGAACUAUAUAGCAGAUUUUUAUUACAAAACGUUUUUGUUUUAACAAACGCAGUUUACCCUGAAUUUUUUUUUUGGUAAAACAAAAGUCAUGUUUUUGUAGAACUUUUGGAAAUGAACCAACAUUAAUCAAUAUAUUAAAUAUAUUAAACCACGCCUAAGCAAUUUGUUCAAUUUUCCUGUCAUUGUUGAAGUCCACAGUACCAAUCGGCACAGUACUAUUUAAUGACAAUAAUUUUUAUUUUGCUUUGUCUAAGCAUAAACUAAAAUCUAAAUUGUUUAAUUUUUGUAAAAUUCCAUUAAAUUUUCAUUUUGGCAACUUUAUGCAUUCAACCGUUUCUCAAAACCUGUUGUCAUAAUAGUAAUUUCGAUGGACAUUAUUAAGCUAUUGUUUAUGUCAUGUACUAAUAAGACUAAUUCCAAUAUUGUCUGAUAGGGUUAUGGUUAUUUGGUAUAAAACAACGUUGUGUUAUAUUUGUGUGUACUGCUAGUUGCAUGGUGUUUCAAGAAAAUAUUAACCUAGAUGUUUUCUUCACCUUUUAACAGAGAUUUUCAUUUCAGUGUUGAAAAAUAACUUAUCAGCACUAAUACAAAUACUUUUUAUGAUUAUUAUAAUCGUUAUUUAUUUAACAGGUUAAGAUGUAAUUUGUAAAACAUAUUCCAAACUUUGAUAUUGUAUUUUAGUGUAAUUUAGGUUAGGAGAAUCAGCAGAUGUGAUUGGUCCAUAGAGAGAAUCACCUAAUGUGAUUGGUCAGCUAAUUUGAGUGACAAAUAAGCAAAUAACUACAUGCAAUCAAUGGGGUUCCAGUUCAAAAACCCAUUUUUAAUGAAAAAUCUUUACUUAGGGCUUCUAAUAAAAUUCGGUCUCCACCCCAACAAAGACAUGCAUCAGCUAAACAACAAGCCACAAGAUCAGCUGUUAUUAUGCCAAGAGCUCAGACCUCAAGGAAAAGACCUCUUACUUCCAGAGAAAGGUUAAACCCAUUAAAAGAAAGUCCGUAUACGGUAAAAAAGAAUAAUUUUAUGAAACAGAGGCCAACCACGUCAAAAGAAAAACAAUCUCAAAUCAAAAAUGUGGCUAAGGAAGCAAGACCUGUUACAUUAAGACCUGUAACAUCAAAACCAAGGGCAUUUACUGCAAGACAAAGACCAUUAACCACUAACGCCCAACAUCAGUUUGGUCAAAACAGUGCAAGGAUGAACAGAUCUAGACCACACACUUCAAAGGAGUUUCCAAAAAAUGAUUUAGAGAAGAAUCAACGAUUAAAAGUAUUGGCAUUCAAGCCAAAACUCUCUGAAUACAGUAGAGAAAAUAUGAACAAACACUUUGAGAGGCAUCAAUAUUACAGAAAUCAUAUUCUUAAUCGGAAUAAAAUAGUUCAAAGACCAUUGACUCCUUCUGAAAGUGAUUCAGAUACCUAUUCGGAGUUUUUUGAGAGUUCAUCAGAAAAUGGAUCAUCCAAUGUUCCUUCACCAGCUCCUUCUCCAACACCUUCUCCUCCUGCAGAAGAAGAAAGACAAAUGACUCCAUUAUUUAUGGAAGAGAAUAAGAAAGUUGAAGAAUCACGUACACCUACUCCUGUGAGAAUACUUAACAAAGAACUGCCUCCAUUAGAGGAUUAUAUUCCCCCUUCUCAUAUUUACAAAGUUGCGAAAAAUGCAAGUGACAGUAGUGACACAGGUGAUGAAGAACCUGUUUGUAUACUUAAGGACGGAAAACCUGGAAGGUAUAAAAAGAAAAAUGGCAAAUACGUGCUAGUUGAUGAAGAAAAGCAAAAGGAAAGACUUAGGAAAAAGGCAGCUAAACUUAAAAUGGAAGCUAAACUUAAUAAUGAUAAUGUGGAUAAUCAGGAUUUGGAAAAUGAAAUUACUUAUCGUGAGGUUCGGUAUAUUGACUAUCAGAAUGCUGAAAGUUCUGAUGAUGAAAAUAAUAACCCCAAUGAAGAAAAGUUGUUUAUUGUCAAUGACUUAGAAAAAAAAGCUCGAGAGAAAAAAGAACAAGAUAGUACUAGUGAAGUUAAAGAGGUUGAAGAGAAAACAAUUCGUAAGAUAUAUUACAAAAUGGGUGAAGGUGAUACAGAAAGUGAGGGACAAGAAAUGGACACUAAAGCAGAUAGUGAAUCGGACAAAGAUGAAAUGAAAGAUCCUGUGGAAAAAUUCAAGGAAAAGUUUUCUAACUUAAGAAAAGAUACUCCAGAAGAUUUUGAUGCUAAAAAGCACUAUGAUUCUGGAUCUGACUUAGAUGAAUUUGGUAGACGUAGGGACCGUGCACGGCCAUCUUCUUCAAUGUACGAUUAUUUACCCCCUCUCCGUCCAGACCCAGUUAUAGAUGGAGGAGAUGUUAACCGCUGCAAAAUAAGGUUGUUACGAGAUGCAGUGAACAUCAAGGAAUCACUUUCCAAUAAUGAAAGUGUUUGUCUUGAAACAGCUGUUAAUAUUAUCAUCUCAUACAAUUGUGACAAUCGUAGAUGGCUUCGAAAAAUAUACAGAGAUGAAUACCUACAGAGUUUACUUUUGGAUUUGCGUAAAACUCUUCCGGCUGAUAUUGCUAGUGUUAUAUCAUACAUGAUGAUUCCAAUAUGUGAAUUUGAUGCUAUGUGUUUGUGGGAUGCAUUAAAGGGGCUGCAUAAAGAUCCAGAAGUGCUGUGUGAAAUACUAUGUACAAGAAAUAACGAGGAAUUAGCUGCUAUAAGGGAAGCUUAUUACUUACGUUACAAUGAGGAGUUAAUCGACCACAUUGAAGAUGAAACAAUUGGUAUUUUUCAAAGAAUAUUAAUGAAAUUAGCCACAGGUCAGCGAUUGGAAGAUGCAGCAUUUUCAAAAGCAGAAGCAGCUAAAGAAGCCAGAGCCAUCUCUGCAUUGCUAGAAGUGAAGGGAGAAAACCUUCAUAAGAAGCUCAUUGAGAUUUUUACUAAAUGGCCAGUUGAAUCAUUGAGACUUGUCUUGACAGAAUAUAGCAAGUUCAAAGGAUAUGAUAUGGAUGUCGACAUUGUAAAAGUUUUACAAGGAAAUUUUUCUCGAUGCAUUAUUACACUUAUGCAUUACAUUCAAAAUCCGCCUAACUAUUUCGUGCAGAAGCUUCAUAACACUCAUUUCAAAGGUGUUGAUGACGAUAAAAGUUUAUGUCGUAUUUUAAUCAGUAGGUCUGAGUCUGAUGUUGAGAUGAUCAAGCAGUUGUUUUUACUUCGUUAUGAUAUGGAGCUUUUUGAUUACAUAGCACAGAUCUGUCAUAGUCCUCUAAAAGGCCUAGUACUGAGGUUGAUUUCAGGUAAUACUGUGAAUGGGGAGGUAAACGGGGUGAUGUUGCCUCCCCUUUUCCCUGCUGAUGAUGACUUCAAUCUUAUUGAACGACUAACUUUACCAGGAGCUGUUCAAACGGUGUUAAGGAAAACCAAAAUUGUUUCGAAAUUUGUAAAGCUGCUUUUCAUGCGAAGAGAGAGAGUGCGUCAAGGUAGCGAGUCAAGCGAUGACUCACCAGAAGAGUUUGAAUUAGACGCCGAGCAAGGUGAAGAAGAAGAUGAGGACGAAGAUAACGCACCAGCCGUCCUUGACAGUGAAGAAGAAGCAGAAAUCGCAGCAAAAGAAGCCCAAAGAGAAUUGCGUAAUGGGUUGAAAAAUAUAUCUUUUGCAGAGAAUGUAGAAGUUGCUGCGGAGGGUGAAUUUAGGUCUGUUUUUCAAGAUGUGUCAUUCGCUGCUGCUUCCAGAGGUAUUUUGAAGAACACCGACGCAGAGAGUGAAGAUGAAGAUGAAAAACAAGAGCAAGCGUUGGAUUUAGAUGAUGAAUUAGGCCAACAAAAUCAAAAUGGACCAAAAAUGACCCAAUUAAACGGGCCGGUACUUGAUCCUACGUUUACUGGUCGUGGUGAGAAUAAAUUCUCUGCUCGGCUAAAAAUUGGAAAGAAAAGCAAAAAGAAGUUCUUUCAUGGUACUGUUAAAGGAAUUCCAAUGACUUCUUUCAACGCUCUGAAAGAUGCGCAAGCGAUUGGAAAAGCUAUGUUGCAGAAAAAUCGUAAUGUUGAAGGCAUUCUUCAGUUUAUGGCGACACGUAACAACGCUCAAAGACAGCUUAUUAUUCGAGAAUUUUUCAGACGUUACAGAAGAGAUUUAGUGGAUGAUUUAAGGACGCUCGCCCCUCUGCAUGAAGAAGUAACGCUUUCGCUUUUGUUGUCAAGGGAAAUAUACGACUCCGCAUCUCUUUACGCAGCAGUCAGUAACGCCGACCCACAGCAUACGAUUGAUGUAUUUAUUGAGAUUUUGUGCUCGCGCCAAAAUGACGAAAUAGCAAUAAUAAAGAGAGCGUUCAAUGGAAUUUUUAGUAUGGAUCUGCAUGAGGAAAUUGCAAAGAUUACAUAUGGUCCUUUUCGUACUUUGUUGUGUGCCAUUGCUGAUUGUGAAAGAGAUGAAGGGGACAUUCUUGAUGAAAACUUAGCGAAGAAAGAUGCACAAGCAUUAUACGAGGCGGUGAUAAAGAAACGAAAUAUUCGAGACUUUAACACGUUCAUUGAAAUAUUUGGCACGCGUACAUUUCCACACAUUGAAGCUGUUUGUGAUAACUUUGCUAAGAUAUCACAAGUGGAUAUAUUAGAAAUAUUGGACGAAACGUUGGAAAGAGAAUUUUUAGAAGGAGUAACAGCAAUUAUAUGCAACGUACGUGAUGCAUCGAUGUAUUUCUGCGAAAGAAUAUAUCGUUCAGUAUGUUACGAAGAGCCAGAUUACAGCAUGCUUAUUCGAUGCAUCAUAUCGCGAGCUGAAAUUGACCUGCAGCUUAUCAAGUCGACAUUUCGCCAAACUUACGGUCGAACGGUUUAUAAUUUAAUCGAUAAAGAUUGUGAAUUCAAAUCGAAGAAGAUACUGCUUAAUGUCGUAAAGAAAUGAUUUGUUGGACUUUUUAAUAGUUUGUUGUUAUUUAAAACCUUAAAAAGAAAAAAGUAGUUUUGUUGCAACGAUUUCAUUGAACUAAAACUUCUGCUGAAAAUAUAUUUUUUGAAAAACUUGCAUGGAGUGCCUUUUUAUGGCCAUAGACAUUUUCACAAAUAGGUAAACUACACAUUGUAAAGAAUAGCGAAAACUAACAAACUACAAGCCUCUUCUUAAAUCAACAAGAAUAUAAGUUUAUAUGAAUUAUACCGUUCUCAAAUCUGUAAAGUGUUACAUUGUAUUAUCAUUUUUGUGAAAUAUGUAG